Messenger RNA from Topomyia yanbarensis, 2227 nucleotides. RefSeq lists its product as uncharacterized. The record is from RefSeq and is a predicted model, not a curated record. Bases 159 to 2204 code for a protein of 681 amino acids. Gene Ontology annotation, molecular function: histone acetyltransferase activity; protein binding. Gene Ontology annotation, biological process: transcription initiation at RNA polymerase III promoter. Gene Ontology annotation, cellular component: transcription factor TFIIIC complex. The transcript has 3 exons. Lineage: Eukaryota; Metazoa; Arthropoda; Insecta; Diptera; Culicidae.
UCCAUUUUCAUGGAUGAGCAUCAUUUCGAGGCGAUUGUUUUUUAUCUAACUUUCUGUUACCAACGUGAAUAAUAUUCUGUAACUUUUUGAGUAAGAAAAACUCAAUAACCACUGGAAGCGAAAAUGCUGUAGACUGAGGUGAGUUUACAGACAACAAGAUGGAAUUGACGGAAUUCGCCAGCCUUCAACUUCCGGAGCAAAUUAAUCUACCAUUCUCGAUUUCCUGUUCCGGCGAAUAUCACGUCGUAUCUGCAAAGGGUAACGUAGAAAUUCUACGUCUCAAGUACAAACACAUCAACGAAGACGCCACGCUGAACUACUGCAUAGAUCGCAUCGAGAGCUCCAAGUUGAAACCAACCGGACGGUUAGCAACGAAGGAAACUAUACUGUACAACAGUAGCACUCGUGAAGAGCGAACUAAACUCCAGCUCGACCAAACUAUCAUUCCGAAUGUUGCCACUUUGUACACAAACAACAUAAUGGCAGUUGCUUCCCCUCCAGGAAUUCUGCAGGAUUAUGCCAGCUGCCUAAUGUCUCAUUUGACCAACCUGGGACAGCUAAUGUUACAUCGGUAUGACAAGGAUUCGAACGAAUGGAUUAGCUAUGUUGACAUAUCUGCAGUUUGGAUGGCGCACAUUUACGAUAACCGCAUUAUUUUGACAUUUGAUCGCCUGCAGACUUUGGUGCAGGAGGCUCUCAUGACUGCUUUUAGUUGGCGAAAUGAGGUAUAUCAUACGGUGGCAUACCUUGCGGUAGGAACAAAGUCUGGAAAAGUUGCUAUUUUCAGUCUGUACUCAGAUAACGCACAAGUGCGGCACGUUGCAUCCGUGCCCGAUGCGAUUAGGACUCUCAAGUGGAUUACAAUCGCGGAGGAUCGCAACCUGCUGUUGGCUGGAUUAUUGAAUGGGAAAAUUGCAGCUUUCAGCUUUCGAACGUUGCCCGAUGCCACGGUAGUCGACUUCGUACAGCUGGCAGAUGUUUGGGCGGAUGAAGAUAGUUUAACCGUGUGCCACAUUCAGUACGAAAUUGACCUAGCCAAUGAGCGCAUUCUGAUACUUGCCGUCAAAGGGACACAUUUGCUGGUCUUCACUUCUAACCUUCACGGCGAGAUUAUGGCGGUAGCGAUUCAGAAUAUGAACAAUUUUAUGAUAACAGGUGUCCAACAACUCUCCAGCUACUGCUACGUAGUAUGCACCCUCGCCGGAUCUAUAUUCUGCGUUGAAAUCAAAGUUAUCAAAGGAGAUCAACUGGUGAUUGAGCUGAACCCAAUUAAGAACGAUCUCAACAUUAGCAAAUUCUCUAUUUAUGGGGUAACCACGACCAAAAACCGCUCCUGUUGGCUGUUCCUUUGCUACCCUUCAAAGAGUUUUGAUCGAUUAAGUCUGCGCACACCGACCGUCGUAGUCUUCUGCACGUUUAGCGGCCGUGAUUCACUGAACAUUUUACUAGAGAACCCUUCCCUCAGAAUGACCGAAUACUAUGAUUGCGCCGAAGUUAUUCGAUUCAGUGGCAAUCGAAACAUUGAAACGUUGAGUCAGUUGGAAGCGCUAGCCAGCACACGACCGAGCGUAGACGAUGCCUAUGCCUAUCAUCUAAAGAUGCAACUUAUUCAGCUUGGCGCCAGGUUGAGCUAUUUCAAAAAACGCUGCCAAUCGAUAGCUGAAGUAUUAUUUCAACAGUCGCAGUUCGUUGCGAUGGUCAUUGAGAUCCUUCACGCUGCCAAAGUGAUCUACUAUUUCAUGUUCGUUCGCCAGUCCUACCCGCAGUUGAGUUAUCCUCAACUGCUGACUAUCCGAUGCCUACGUAAUUUUAUCAAAGAAUUCGUGGAUGAUAGCUUUCCGGGAGACUUCGAGCAUGUCCACUUAUCACUUAAAUCGGUUAUGGAGGAAGUGCUUGCGCACGCCAGCGACGUGUUGUCCUCUUCUCCUCAGCAGCCAUACUACGAGGAGUGUUCUUUCUGCGGGGAAGCCAUCGCUGACACGAAGCAAACCUGUUCGGAGAAUCAUCAAACGUUUCGCUGUUCAUUGACCAAGCAGCAAAUUCCGGUUCGGUCUGUCGAAACAAUGUGCGCUAUGUGCGAUCGCAGCUCGCUGGAUGUGGAACUGCUAGGGGAUAUUUUCUACAGCGACGGUGGGCAUUUAUCAAUUUACUACCGGUACUGUUGUGUGUGUGAUUUGCCAUUCGAAAAGCGGGUCGUACUUUGAAAUACACUUAUUUUAUUUUCUUA